AUGACAGAAGCUCAGGAAUGGUUGGAUCAAAAUUACCCAAAAGAAAAACGAAAUGACAUUAUAUCAUUAGAAUGUAAAGAUAAUACUCUAAAAUUAAUUGGUGAAUUACUUUUGGAUAAUUUUUGUGGCCUUGUAGAAUUGGAUUUGUCUCUUCAUGAUAUAACUAAAUUAGAUGUAAGCGACUGUUAUGAAUUAGAGAGAAUAAUUUUUGCGAACAAUAUUCUUACUAGUCUUCCUGGAGAUUUCAUUUAUCCUGAAAAAUUAACUUAUUUAAACAUAAUGAAUAAUAAUAUUGAUAAAAUUGAUUUGAAUUACUUUUGCAAAUUCAUCAAUUUAAAAACUUUAUUUAUAGGAACCAAUGACAAAUACAAAAUGGAUCAUUGUUUUUAUAAUCGUUUUUAUGGUCAUCUAAGAUCUUUAAAAGAUUUGACUCAAUUAGAAGCUUUGGAUAUUUCAAACACUGAUAUUAGCAAAGGCCUGAGUUAUUUACCAGAUAGUUUAAAAGACUUUAGAUUUAGAGUUUAUCGGCCUGAAGCCAAAGUUGCAAAAAUUAAAGAAAAACUUGAGCCUUUUGGGGAAGAUUUUAAGAAGUAUAAGAAAACUAAAUCGAGAAAACUAUCAUAUAAAAGAUUUGUAAAAAAUAAUGAGGUAGAAGAAGUUCAAGAACAAUCUGCGGAAAUUAAAAACUUGUUAAUAGUAGGGCGCACUGGUAAUGGUAAAUCAGCACUUGCGAAUGUAUUGAGUGAUACAAGCAGAUUUAAAGAAAGCGAAAAAUCAAUUAGUGAGACCAGAAAAUUUCUAGAUGAGAUAUUUACACAUAAUGGAACAACAUAUCGAGUAGUAGAUACAAUAGGAAUGGGAGAUAAUAGAUUAUCUAAAAAUGAUGUCUUAAUAGAAAUAACCGAAGCUGUCUAUGCUAUUAAAGAAGGAAUAAAUCAAAUUUUGUUUGUUGUAGGAAGAAGAUUCACUAAAGAAGAAAUAGACGCUUUUGAGUUAAUAAAAGGAGCUAUUUUUGAAAGUAAUAUCAUUAAACAUACUACUAUAAUAAGAACCAAUUUUCCUAAUUUCAAGAAUUCUGCUAAAUGUAAAGAAGAUCGUCAAGAUUUAUUUGAAGGAAAUGAAUUUCUUGCCGAAAUGCUAAACUCAUGCAAUGGAAUCAUUCAUGUCGAUAAUCCAUCUGUUGAAGUUGAGUGUGAGCGACGGUUAGCUUUUAACAGAGAAGACAGAGAAAACUCAAGGAAAAAGAUACUAGAUCAUUUAGAGAAUUUCAAAGAAAACUAUAAACCAGAUUUAAUGCCUUGGGACCAGCUAUAUUUAAAGGUUCGUAACUACAUGAAAAUAAAGCAUAAUUUACAAAGAUCAGAUAUUUCUUCUGAUGAGGCCAAUACGUUAAAAGCACAAAUGGAAAAAUUAGAAGAAAAAGUUGUUAGAGAAACGGACUUACAUUAUGCUGUACCGCCUUUUGCUAAAUUAUUAAUCAGUUAUAAUACAUGCCAAAUACUUUAA
Molecule: messenger RNA, 1506 nt
Organism: Cetraspora pellucida
Lineage: Eukaryota; Fungi; Glomeromycota; Glomeromycetes; Diversisporales; Gigasporaceae
Source: the annotation of a GenBank genome assembly